AGGCUCCCACGGAGGACGAUGUUUACUGCCGGUGCCUGUCUCAGACCCUGUGCCAUGUGGCCACGCCGGUGACCGUGGGGUUCUACGCGCCCUGCGGGCACCGCCUGCAGUCCCUGCUGGACAAGGUCACCGCCUUCAUGCGGGAGGAGAUGUCGGAGCGGGAGGAGGCCGAGCUGCUCCGUGACCCCGAGCGGCCGCGCAGCCCCCGGGGCUGGGGGCUCCUUCAGGCCCUUUGGCUCUUGGCCUUCUACGAGCCCGUGGUGACCGAGUCCCACCUGCGCCGGCGCAACCUGGAGUUCGUCUUCGUGCGCUUCAGCGCGUGGCAGUUCUCGGGCUGCGACCGCCUCUGGGCCGGGCUGGUCACCACCCUGUGCGACAACAUCCGCCACCACUUCGGGGCCCUCCUGCUCAGCGUCUUCCACGUGGCCGGGACGCGGCCCCGCUACGCCCAGGGCUUCACCCGCAGGGAGUGGGUGCUCAAGAGGGGCACCUGCCUCAAG
Messenger RNA from Corapipo altera (White-ruffed manakin), 500 nucleotides. RefSeq names its product NTPase KAP family P-loop domain-containing protein 1-like. Lineage: Eukaryota; Metazoa; Chordata; Aves; Passeriformes; Pipridae. The annotation marks the transcript as partial. The record is from RefSeq and is a predicted model, not a curated record. The transcript is spliced from 2 exons.